Messenger RNA from Paramuricea clavata, 741 nucleotides. Lineage: Eukaryota; Metazoa; Cnidaria; Anthozoa; Malacalcyonacea; Plexauridae. The record is from the annotation of a GenBank genome assembly.
AUGGCCCUGCAUGAAAUUUGCACAGAAGAGUGCGAUCAGCUCAUUCGGGAGGCUGUUCAGCUAUGGCUCGACAAGAAAAAAACGGAUAAGAGGAAGUUACCGAAAAGAGCACCAGGGUUUGUCUCUUCACACAGGAAAGUGUUUGUGAGCACUGGUACUCAGUCUGACUCUGAACCUAUGUUGCGGGUAAAUAUAACUGCCGAUUUCUCAAAUUUUUUAUUAAGUAAAACGUUAUUUUUUAGUGUAAUAUUGCUAUAAAAAAUUUAUUUCAUAGACAAUGACACUCACUGACUGUCUGUCUGUUGCAAAAGUAUUUGCUUAUCACAAGUUAUAUAAUUAUCUAUCCAAAAUCAAAUAUGUAAUGGUCCAGUUAACGAACUGCUAAUGUAGUAUUAGUAGUCUGUACACAUAUAUACAUGAUACUUCCUAAUCAAUAUCUUCUUCAAUUACUUCAAGGUGGAUUCACUUUCGGUAAAUGCAGAUGGUUCACCGAAGCAGAUAGAGGUUGACCUAAAUGAGGAUCCAGAGUCUGAUCCAGAUGGUGACCUUGCUGCUAAAACUGUUACGGACAAAGCAGCCUAUGUAGACCCCGCUGCUGGAAUAGAUAAUGCUGCUUUGAAUGACACGCAGAUUCUAUUUUUAAUGAACGUGUCCCCAGAUGAAUAUAACGACUGCAUAGAAGAUAAUGAUGAUCUUUCUGCGAACGAAUCUGGAUUGUCGGAUGAAGAACUAGAGUUCUAG